Messenger RNA from Olea europaea var. sylvestris, 1744 nucleotides. Its product is annotated as tubulin beta-1 chain-like. The record is from RefSeq and is a predicted model, not a curated record. Gene Ontology annotation, molecular function: GTPase activity; structural constituent of cytoskeleton; GTP binding. Gene Ontology annotation, biological process: microtubule cytoskeleton organization; mitotic cell cycle. The transcript is spliced from 2 exons. The coding region runs from base 483 to 1481 and encodes 332 amino acids. NCBI's taxonomy places the organism in Eukaryota, Viridiplantae, Streptophyta, Magnoliopsida, Lamiales, Oleaceae. Gene Ontology annotation, cellular component: microtubule; cytoplasm.
UUCCACCGCAUUCAUCAAUAAUCCUGUUUGGAUCUUUAUCCUGGAUUCUCCAAUUGGAUUUCACUCUUUGGGCUAUUUGAUUUGGACUGCACUUUUAGUAUGUCAACAAGAAAUUCAGUUAUUGACUUUUAUUUUGCUGUAAAUUGAUGGUAGAAAGUUUUUUUGAAUCAUAAGUAGUGUCUAUAUUCUUAAUCUUAAUAUUUUUGUUUGGACUUGGGGCUGCAGUUGGUGAGAUUUUAGUCAUGGAACUAUGCAAUUCCACGGUGCUUUCUUUGUUAUCAAAAUGAAGCUUGGCCAAUUAUUAUUAUUAUUAUUAUUUUUUUCAGAGUCUGGGACACACUGGUUUCUUGUUUUCUAUGCUUUCAGUCAGUAUUCCUUUUUGAUAAAGAAUCCUUAGAUUAAUAUUUUAUUUUGGCAACAGUCAAUGCCCGCUUUUGCAAAAGUACUGCUCUUCAUGGGAGCUGGUCAAUGAAAACUAAUCAAUGCAAAUUAUGUCUGCUAUGCUUUCUCUAAAUGGUUUUAUGUUGACAGGAUUUCAAGUAUGUCACUCGCUUGGAGGAGGGACAGGUUCUGGCAUGGGUACCCUCUUGAUCUCAAAGAUAAGAGAGGAAUACCCAGACAGAAUGAUGCUCACUUUCUCUGUUUUUCCAUCACCAAAGGUCUCGGACACUGUUGUAGAACCCUAUAACGCUACACUUUCAGUGCACCAGUUGGUGGAAAAUGCAGAUGAAUGUAUGGUCCUUGACAAUGAAGCACUCUAUGACAUCUGUUUCAGGACCUUGAAGCUCAGUAAUCCAAGCUUUGGUGAUUUGAACCAUCUGAUCUCUGCAACUAUGAGUGGGGUAACCUGUUGCUUGAGAUUUCCCGGCCAGCUGAACUCAGACCUCAGGAAGCUGGCUGUGAACUUGAUACCUUUCCCACGUCUUCACUUCUUCAUGGUUGGAUUUGCGCCACUCACCUCUCGUGGAUCACAGCACUACAUCUCUCUCACUGUCCCGGAGCUAACUCAACAAAUGUGGGACUCGAAGAACAUGAUGUGUGCUGCUGACCCACGCCAUGGUCGUUAUCUGACAGCCUCUGCCAUGUUCAGAGGGAAAAUGAGCACCAAAGAGGUCGACGAACAGAUGCUUAACGUGCAGAACAAGAACUCAUCAUACUUCGUUGAAUGGAUUCCAAACAAUGUCAAGUCUAGUGUUUGUGACAUCCCUCCAACUGGCCUGAAAAUGGCAUCCACUUUUAUAGGUAAUUCAACUUCGAUUCAAGAAAUGUUCAGGAGAGUGAGCGAGCAGUUUACGGCCAUGUUUCGACGCAAGGCCUUCUUGCACUGGUACACUGGAGAAGGGAUGGAUGAAAUGGAGUUCACCGAAGCUGAGAGUAAUAUGAAUGAUCUGGUAGCAGAGUACCAGCAAUACCAGGAUGCCACUGCAGAGGAAGAAGAAGACUAUGAGGAGGAGGGCGAUGAAGAGCACUAUGAGGGUUAAAACGUCAGCGACAUGUUUGCUAAGUAGUACUGAUCAGUACUUGUUACAUAAUAUGCCACAAGUAUUUCUUGUGAUCAGUUGUUCUUUCUGUGUUGUCUACUACCAAGUGAUGUAAUGGUUCCUUUCUGAGUACCUGUUCGUUUCCAUCAUUUCCAUUCCAAUGUUUGUGUAAUGUUCCAGUAUAUGUCUGAACAUUGGAAUCGUUUGAUGUCUAUUUAAAAUUACAGAAUGCCAUACAGGAAAAUAUUGCAGCUUUUACCUCA